Molecule: messenger RNA, 1008 nt
Organism: Recurvomyces mirabilis
Lineage: Eukaryota; Fungi; Ascomycota; Dothideomycetes; Mycosphaerellales; Teratosphaeriaceae
Exons: 1
Coding region: 1-1008 (335 amino acids)
Biological process (GO): double-strand break repair
Cellular component (GO): cytoplasm; PML body
Molecular function (GO): single-stranded DNA binding; 5'-tyrosyl-DNA phosphodiesterase activity
Source: RefSeq, a predicted model, not a curated record
AUGGACGAGUUGGUGAAAGAUUCCAUUCGAAUCGUAAACCAGAACACGAAGUCCGCUGUACCCUGGGAGCUCGACCAGCCAGCUGCUCAACCAUGCUAUAGCUGGAACGAAACGAAGUGGCAGCAAGUAACACGGGACCCGAUGCAGACCAACCAAAACGCACCAGAAUCGAUCGCACUUUACAGCUGGAAUGUUGACUUCAUGCUACCGUACCCGGACUCAAGAAUGCGAGCAGGUCUUCGUCACCUGGAGAGCAUAAUAGCCAAGCAGCCAUCGUCUGCUGUUACAAUCAUCUAUCUCAAUGAGUGUGUGGAAUCAGACCUCAGACUUAUGGCAACCGAUCCAUGGGUCCAGAAGACCUUUGCGAUCACAGAUCUAGACAACACAUACUGGCAGUCUGGCCAUUAUGGAACGACCACACUGAUAGACAGACGCCUUCCCAUACAGUCAUGCUUCAGAGUGCACUACUCAAAAUCCAACAUGGAGCGUGAUGGCCUCUUCAUCGACGUCGCCUUUGGAGCCGGAAAGCCGAUCAGGUUCUGCAACACUCACGCCGAAUCACUUGCCAACGAGCCAGCGUUCCGUCCACCACAAAUUGCUUUGUGUGCAGAGUAUAUGCACUCUCCAGACGUCCAGGGGGCCAUACUUGCCGGCGACCUGAACGCAAUCCAAGACUUCGACAAGCAUCUUCACACAGACAACAACCUUCAAGACGCAUACCUUAAGAUGGGAGGCUCUGAAGACGAUGCCGAGAACGGCCAUACCUGGGGACAGCAAGCCGCAACAGCGCAACGCAUGCGGUUCGGGACGACACGAAUGGACAAGGUCUUCUAUUGUGGAGGCGUGAAAUGUACGUCAUUCGGUAGGUUUGGCCAGGAUGUCGAGGUUGAGGAUGAGAGGGAACGAGAGGCAAUCGUGAAGCUUGGUUUCGAAAAGCCAUGGAUUACUGAUCAUCUUGGCGUGAUGGCGACUUUUGAGGUGCAGUCCCAGCAGCAAGUGUCACUCUAG